Messenger RNA from Panicum virgatum (switchgrass), 1191 nucleotides. RefSeq names its product glutamate receptor 2.9-like. Gene Ontology annotation, cellular component: plasma membrane. Gene Ontology annotation, molecular function: signaling receptor activity; ligand-gated monoatomic ion channel activity. NCBI's taxonomy places the organism in Eukaryota, Viridiplantae, Streptophyta, Magnoliopsida, Poales, Poaceae. The record is from RefSeq and is a predicted model, not a curated record. The transcript is spliced from 2 exons. The annotation marks the transcript as partial.
GUAACUUUUGCAGAAGAGAAGGUGAAACGCCUUACCUCUCGGAUCAUAUUGGUCAUAUGGCUGUUUUUCCUUUUGGUACUUAAGUCAAGCUACACUGCAAGUUUGACAUCCAUGCUAACUGUGCAACAGCUCCAACCAACUGUAACAAAUGUUGAUGAACUUCUAAAAGUUGGACAACCCGUUGGGUAUGGAAGUGGCUCCUACAUCAAGAGUCUUUUGGAAGAACUCGGUUUUGACGCAUCAAAGAUCAAGCCCUAUGACACCCCUGAAGAUUAUCACAAUGCACUUUCCAAGGGAAGCAAGAAUGGUGGUGUUGCUGCCCUUGUAGAUGAAAUCCCAUACAUCAAACUAUUUCUUGCAGAGCAUUGCAAGGGAUACACCAUGGUUGGGCCAAUAUAUAAGACUGCGGGUUUUGGAUAUGCAUUGCGGAAGGGAUCGCCCUUAGUUGGUGACAUCUCACAGGCAAUCCUCAACAUAACAGGUGGAGACACUAUCAUUCAAAUUGAGAAGAAAUGGAUAGGAGAUCAAAACAACUGCCAAAAUGUGGGCACCAUCUCUGAAACAGGUAGCCUCACCUUUGAGAGCUUUGCAGGACCCAUCGUCGCCACUGGAGUUGCCUCAACCACUUCUCUUGUGAUCGCCUUGAUAACCUAUUUCUGCAAAAUCAAACAAGUAGGACCUGAAAGUGGUGACUCGGAACAAAUCUUGCCACCUGAAACUGAUGGAGAUGAAGAAAGACAGUGCCAACAAAUAGCAAGAGCCAGAGGGAUACAUGGACAAAUAAAAAACGUUAUGCGUGAUGGUUCGCUUGUCAUGUGCAGAGGUGAAAGGAUUCAUAACUUGUGGGUAUCAAGUUCAGCUCGAUUUUAGCUCUGACCAAGUGGAUUAUUUUCUCUCUUUUUUCCAUCUAGAUUUCAGCAUAUUAUUCUUAGCCUGGAAAUAUUAGUUAAAACUGGCUGCCCAAAGCCCCAAACAGGCUCAUAUUGUAUUUACAUAGUUGAAUCGAAAACGUAAGAACGAAUGGCCCCACUUGGCAAUGUGCUCAAUGAAAUUGGCAUGCCGAUUUGUUAUAAAAACAGAUUUUUGGAUAUUAAAUUUCCUCAAUUAUGACUUUGUUUAAGGCUCUAGAGAGAAGCUAUUUCUCCCACAUGAGGCGGUCUGCUCUCCGAAGCUACUUUUGCUCAGAAUCAA